AUGCCGCCUCCGCUCGCCGUACGCUGCACCCACGGGUCCUCCCCCUCAGCUGCGAGGUUAUUCGUGCGCUUGCUAUGCGCAUCGUCAUCGCCUAUAGGUAGCAGCAGCAGCAGCAGCAGCAACACGUCUAUUCUCGAUGUGUUGCUACCGCCGCGGACCCGAGCUUUCCACCUCGCACGGGACAUCCGUGGUCGGGCGCGGAAUCCCCGGGUCCGGAAUGACAGGAGCGUUAUAUCGCAUGUCCCGUAUAGUACUGCCCGACGACAUUUCAGCGCCACGGCGCCCUGGCGCAAGACCCAAGUCGUGUAUAACCCGCAGAAGGACGAGGAUGGCAACGAUAUGGUCUUGGAGAUUACACCGCGCGCCGCCAACAAACUCUCGCAAAUCAUGGUCAAAGACAAAAACCCCAACCUAGCGCUGCGCAUCUCCGUCGAAUCCGGCGGGUGUCACGGGUUCCAAUACCUAAUGUCGCUAACCUCUCUCCCGCCCUCCCUGCCCUCCACCCCGGACUCGACAACAUCCGCGCACCCGCCUCCCGAAACCUCAUCUACCCCUCCCACCCCCGCCAACCAAGAGGGACAAAAGACCACCGCCGAAAUCACGCCCUCGACAACCACCAGCGCCGCGCCUUCCGCGCCUAGCAUCGGUGAGGACGAUACUAUCUUCGCGUUUGUGAAAGACGAUCCUCCUUCUUCUACCGAUGCCUCCGCGCCGCCCAAGAUCAUCCUAGACUCGCCGAGUUUAGAGCUGCUGAAGGGGAGUAAGGUGGACUACACGAUGGAGCUGAUUGGGAGCCAGUUUAAGAUCGUAGAUAACCCACUUGCUUCAAGUAGUUGCGGCUGCGGCACUAGCUUCGACAUCAAAAUAUAG
Messenger RNA from Daldinia childiae, 870 nucleotides. Its product is annotated as Iron-sulfur assembly protein 2. Gene Ontology annotation, molecular function: iron ion binding; 2 iron, 2 sulfur cluster binding; 4 iron, 4 sulfur cluster binding. Lineage: Eukaryota; Fungi; Ascomycota; Sordariomycetes; Xylariales; Hypoxylaceae. Gene Ontology annotation, cellular component: mitochondrion. The record is from RefSeq and is a predicted model, not a curated record. The coding region runs from base 1 to 870 and encodes 289 amino acids. The transcript has 2 exons. Gene Ontology annotation, biological process: iron-sulfur cluster assembly.